GGAAACACUACCACGUUAGUCCACAGGGGCCGCCAAAUUCGACACAAAAUAAAAGUUCCUCGUAGUAGCUUUAAGCAUUUUAAAUCUGACUUAAAUUGCUACCUGCUAUCCACCCAAACAAACCGUCAAACGCUCUGUCCCCAGCAGCAGUAAUCCAUCAGUACUUUUAUGUUGAACAAUCCACUCGUACUUCCUGUCAAAUCUGCUUCUCCUCCAUCGGUUUAAACCCACCAGCCAAACAAAAACCUUCAUCCACAGGUUUACGACAGCAAACAUGAUGUCUUUGUGUACAGCGUAGCUCGAGGAGGUGUCUUGCUGAUACCUUGUGGGACAAAUAAUGGACUUCAUCCUCAGUGGAAAACCUUCGAUUUUUCCUUUUAAGUGAACAAGCAUCAGGGCCUGAUGCAUUCCUCCUGAUCCGACACAACAAAGAUGAAACUUUCAACCCUCGACGUCGUGCAAUUUCACCCGAGGCCACGCCAUCGUGUUUGAGGUCAGAACUGAGAGAACAAGGUUGAGAGAGCAGCAGCUCCCGCCUUACAAACCACCGCUGUCUCGAUCUCGAUGCUUUGACCCGCAUUCCGAAUCACACAAGUUCACGUCAACGCGUUCACUCGUCACCUCUACGCGGCUGCGAUCGGCAGCUUAGCAUGCAUGCGCCUCGUUUUACGUGACGGGGACUGUAACAAUCAUGACGUUUUCACGCUCUGCAGUCGGCUCAAUCACAUCUUUUCUUUUCAUCUGUCUUUUGCACAAAUAGUACGUCAGGUGAAAGAAAAAAGGAAAAAAAAGAGAUAAUCCAAAACCAGGGCUCAGGGCAAUGCAUGCAGUUUGCCCUGCGAUGCUAGCUCCGUUAGCAUUUGACUUGGGAAAAAUAAGAAGUUUCUUUGUGGCCAUUAAUAUAGCAGGUUGUAUGCAGCUGCCCACAGCCACUGCUGCUAGUGCAAGGCUUUGCAACGUAGGCAAAGCUGAGGAAUCCCACUCACUGGAGGAAAAUAGAUCAACUUUUAAACUAAAUAAACACACUUUCUUUUUCUUUUGGGAGGGUUUACACAUAGAAGUAAUGUAUAGGCUUUUUAAGUUGAUUACCGUCCCCUAGCAUAAACAAUGUGGAUGUACAUAAAUGAGGACAGCUAGAUGUAAGCAUAUUUAUUAAAUCAAUGGUUUGAAUGGAUUUUUUUUUUCUCUCUCUCUCUCUCUCUCUCAUUGCGUGUAGUGAGAUUAAUUGUACUUAUUUAUUUAUCUAUUCUGCUGUAAAAUGGAAUCAGCACCAUAUCCUUGUAAUGAUUGAGUGCAGCAAUAGGGAUGAGGGAGGGCGGGGAAUCGGACCAGGGCUCAAUGAAAUAAAAGAUAUUCUGGAAUGAUUUUAAACGAGUGUCUCCGUUAUUUUUUCACUGUGUUUUUAAUGCUACUGCAUGCAGGUUUUAUUUUGAAAGGUUUCCCUGGAAGUACUAGCAAAUUGUCUUGAUCGCUGGUGUGAAAAACUUUGAACCGCUGUCAGAAGAAGUAACCUACGCAGAUUGUUUACCAAUGCCAAAAAUUUGAAAAAUAAACUAAAUUAAACAUACAAGUAUUAUCAGCUAAAUGUACUUACAGCAUCUAAAGUAAAAGUACUCUUUAUUUUAAAUGACAGCCUAUUGUUGUGUAUUCAAUUAUUAGAUAGUUAGUACUGGAGCAUCAGUGCAUAAGUAACAUUUUGGGAGUUUUAAUGACUUUCCUCUUCUUGGUUUUCUUCUUUCUAUUCUGUCUUCUUGACAUUUCAAUAAAUUAGAUGUUUAGGAACCGAACCAAGAGGAUCCAGAUUGCAAACAAGUAACAUUUCCUUUUGCAUUAUCAUAAUUUAUUUUAAAGACCUUAUCUGCUCCUCCUAAUUGGUUUCAGAUGUUCCUGAACACGGAAGUCACUAAAAGAAAUGACACACACUAACUGUAGCAAACCACAGGAAACCCACGAGUUAACCCCAAGGCCAUUUCUCCUCUUCUCUUAUCUUACAAAUUAAACUCUUUCACACACACACACACACACACACACACACACACACACACACACACACACACGUCUCUUUGUUAGGGAAGAUACAUCAUUAUCACACAGGAAGAGGGAGGCCUCAAAGGAGCAGGAGGUUUCUCCACUAACUCAUAUGCUCUGGUAUCCACAGGUCAAGGUACUUUUCUUUGUGUACUCUUUCUCAGGAGCCCUGUCAGACCAGACACCUCCCAUGGUCACACAGCUGCAGAUACUUAAUAGUUAAAGUGAACACACACAAAAUACACAUAGCCUAACAAAACAAAUUUGAGAAAGAUACUACGUCAUUAUUUUGAGAUACUAUAACUAUUUUGAGAUAUUAAAUCAUUAUUUUGAGACGGUUUCUCAUUAUUUUGAGAUACUAAGUCAUUAUUUUGAAAACGUUUGUCAUAAUUUUGAGAUAAGUCAAAAUAUUGAGAAAUAAUUCAUUUUUAAACGCUACCUAAUUUUUUUUAAUUAUAGCUUCUUUUUUUUAUCACUGGCGGAAAUGGGUAUCCAUCGUAAAAAAGACUUCCGUUGAAGACUUUCAAAGUAAAAGAAAAGAGCGGAUUUAAAUCGCAAUCAGCAGCUGACCGACUCUCCAGGUGUGCUCGGUUGCUUAGCAGCGCACAGAGAACAGAGAGGAAACGUUUCAGUAGCUUUAGUCUGACAUUUUAAACUGUUCCUCUCUCUGUCUUUAAGGAAAUAACAUCACACAUUCGAGUUAAACGUGUUAGCAAACAGCUUAAACCUCGAUCAUCGACCACAUUUCAUCCGGAAAUGGGUCCACACAGGUACCGAAGACACCGUGGCACCAAAAGAGACACACCUGUGAAAGCAGCACUGAGCAGACGAGACAAGUGCAGGAGACUUCUGCACAAACAGCAAUAUGAAACACUUCCAGAGGAGCCCGAGGAGGUGGAUGUCCCCGCUGUCGUCCCAGUGUUUACAAGGAUCAAGCCUUUCCACUGCACAUCUGCUCCACGCUGGAGCAACUCGGCGUUUUCCGAAACCCCCCGAGAUGAAGCCUUCACACCGGCCAUGAGAGCUCCCAAAACACCUGUCCACCGAGGGUCAGCUGCAGGUCACCCAACCAGGCAGACGACUCCCGAGCCGGAGGCCUUCAAAUUCAGUGGAAUGACGAACAACUUGACGGUGACUCUGGGAAGCGUCACAGAGUCAGACACAAGUCUCAGCUCUGAUGAGGAGGAGGAGGAGGAGGACUGUUGCUCCUCUGGAACCUCCAGCAGCAGUCUUCCCUCGCCAGAGAUCUUCAGAAGAGACUGCUGUGCGGUACCGUUGACUUCCUUUCAGGAGGAGCUGCUGGGUCUCCAUUUCCACGUGAAGAACUCCACCCUGCUGGAUGUGAGCCACGCUGAGAGCCUCCGCAAGCAUCACUCACCCAACGUUUCUGACAUCAUCGAUGCCUCUGUGAUUCUUGCUGAAAAGAACUGUGAGGUCAAAGGACCUGAAGCUGAGACCAAAAUACAUGCAGACCCAUUUAAAUCAGAGACAACAUUCGAGUGGAAAACACCACCAAAACUCAGCAACAGAAAGCCCAUUCUGUACAAGAAGAAGGUUUGGUUCAAAAUCCCCAUCAUGGCUGAGCCCCUCGGACCACAACACACCCAAACCCCCACAUUAUCCGUCCACGACGCACCUGAUCCGGUCCACGUGUCCGGAGGUGAAGAGGUCAGCUCUUCGGAAGACGCCCUACGGCUGACGGUGACGUUGACGCGGCCCGUCACAAGCAGCCCGGACGACGUCACGUUCUUCGACUUCAACGACGCCGCUGACCGGGACGCCUUCUUCAUAGGGAUGAGGACGAGGUGUGUGAAACUCACGAGUGCUCCUUUGUUUCCUCUCACGGCUCUCGAGUGCACGGAAUCUUCUCCAAUGUGACACCUGAAGACCAAAAUCCCAUAAUCUAGAUGAGAAGAUGUGAGAUAUCCUGCAAAAAGAAUAUGGAAAAUGAAAUGUGAUGCAUAGAUUAAUCAGUAUUUGAAUGUAUUAUUUAAAGAUUAUAAUUCAGAGGGAUGACAUGCCCUGCUCCUCAAACUAGACCUUGUUUUUUUAAGACAUAACUUGCUGCACAAACGGUGGCAAUGAAAAUGAAAAUGCACUCAAACAAGCCCAGGAUUUCCUUUUUUAUUUUAAUAUUUAUUAUAAAAAACAAGUGUCAAAACGACCACUAGAUGUCAGACGUGUAUUCUCUUAAACAUUCAUCUUUUCUCUCUUCUCCUGUCAGUGAUUGUUUCAAUUUUACAUGUGAAAUAUAUAUGUUGUAUUGUGUUUUAUCUGCGUUUGUAUUUACUCUUUCGACAUUAAGCCCAUGUGUCAAUGCCUUUUAAAUGCCUCAUCUAAAUAUUUAAUGUAAGCUAAAAAAAAAAGUUAAGAUGUAAAGUUUAUUUGUUUUUAUCUUAGUGGUUGUCUUUAUUUGUGAGUUAUCUCGUUCUACAAAACAAAUGUCCAAAAUGAAUUAAUGUUCAAUAAAUAAAUAUAUAAUUAUUGUUGGAUAUUUGUCUGUUUGUUCUGCACAUUCCUGGCUUUUGCACUUUUCUCACGUGGGGUCUUUUCAAAGAGCUUCCUCGGUGUAUUAACUUGUAUGAUUUCUGUGAAUACAUUUCAUGCCGUCACGAUUCACGACAAAACAUCAACACAGCAAAAAAAAAAAAGAAAUCAACUGACCACGUGGUACCCUGGGUCCAAAAAUAACCAGCCAAU
Anarrhichthys ocellatus (wolf-eel) is the source of this 4728-nucleotide messenger RNA. RefSeq lists its product as uncharacterized. The transcript is spliced from 8 exons. Bases 2785 to 3906 code for a protein of 373 amino acids. The record is from RefSeq and is a predicted model, not a curated record. Lineage: Eukaryota; Metazoa; Chordata; Actinopteri; Perciformes; Anarhichadidae.